AUGGCCUCUAUUCGCGUUCUUUCCUUCGAUGCUGAGGGCCGUCCCGUGCAGUUCACUUCCUGGCUCGACGACCUGCAGUUGUAUCUUAUGAGCAAUAGCACGGACCACAUCUCCCUCUAUGACUACGCGUCUGGUGCUGCCGCUGCUCCUGCUGCCACAGCCGAGCUUAGUGUACGUUCACAGUGGCAGACUCGUGACGCUGCAGCUCGCCUGGCUAUUCGCAGUCACCUGCCGUUAGCUGAGCUAGAGCACUUUGGCGACUGCAAAACCGCUAAAGCCCUAUACGACGCUGUCGUUGCUCGCUACUCCUCACCUGCCACAGCCGAGCUUAGCCGUCUCAUGCUGCCUUACCUGUUCCCUGACCUGUCCACCUUUGCUACAGUCGCCGAUCUUAUCACCCACCUUCGCACUAGUGAUGCUCGCCUGCGUGCCGCCCUUCCCACCGAGUUCUGCGCUAAGAACCCCCCUCCCCUGUACUGGGCACUCCACUUCAUAGUCACCCGUCUCCCUGACACCCUCAGCUCAGUGCGCGACUAUUUCCUUGCUCGCUGUCCCACUGAGCUCACUGUCGCCCUCCUAGAGGAGAAGCUGCUAGCAGCCGAGAAGAGCAUUGUAGCUGUAGGUGCUGCUCGCGGCGCUCCUCGCACCCCCAUCUUUGAGGGGUGCUCUCCCUCUCCCCUCGCUCCCUCCUAUGCUACUGCUGCUGCUGUUGACUUCCUUGGUGCUGAGUCUGCUGGCGCUGCUUCUGCUCCUGGUGGGAGGCGCCGCACCGGCAAGGGCAAGGGGGGCAAGGGUGGCGGGGGUGGCGCUGGGGGGGGAGGGGGUGGGGGAGGUGGGGGGGGAGGCGGUGCUGGAGGGAGCGGUGGCGGGAGUGCUGGUGGGAGUGGGGCCGGCGGCGGAGGCGGGGGCGGCGGCGGGAGCAGUGGCGGUGGUGGCAGCGGCGGCAGUGGCGGCGGUGGCGGUAGUGGCGGUGGCGGUGGCGGUGGCGGUGGUGGCGGUCGGAGCGGAGGUAGUGGCGGCGGUGGAGGUCGGAGUGGAGGCACCGGCUCGGGCCAGAGCUCCCAGCAGCAGCAGCGUCCCCAGUCGACCCAGCAGCUUCGUGAGUGGCUUGCUCAGCGUGGGACGUCGGGGGGCAGUGGCCGCUGUUCCUAUGUCAUUCGCACAGGUGAUCGCAAGGGGCAGACGUGUGGAAAGUUCCACACUCAGUACCGCUGCUUCUUCCGCCUUGACGACGCUUGGCGUGAGGAGAUGGGCGAGGAUGUUGAGCGCCCUCGCUGGGCUGAGCUGAUGAGGGCUGGUGUUGAUAUCUUUGCUCUUGACUAUGAUGCUAUUAUUGCUGCCAUGUAUGCAUUGACUGUUAGUGCCGAGGGAGACUGUUACUUGUGUGUGCCGCCUGACCCAGGUAUAGGGCCCGCUGCCCUAGUCCUUGCCCAGUCCACCACUGUGCUCCCUUGUCCGGCGGUUCCGUCUGGCUCGUUGACGGGUUUCCACCUCCCCUCGUUCUCGACGAACCUGGUGAGCAACGCUGUCAUCCAGGAUCAGUGGGUUGACACCUUUACCCCUGGAGGACAGCGUGUGGCGAUCUGCACGUGCUCCAGGACCGGCCGUCACCUGGCUACGUUUACUCGUCGGCCGGGGUCGAGUCUCUACACACUGACCACUGCGUCUCCUCAGGUCGCUGCUGUCGGUCAGGUGUCCGCGUCAGGUCUGGUGGCCCACGCCUGUGAGUGUCGUUCCCUGUCGCACCAGACUCUUCUCUGGCACCACCGCCUGGGUCACCCCUCCUUGCCACGCCUCCGUGGCAUGCACCGUCGCCGCCUUGUGUCUGGUCUUCCCAGGUCCCUCCCUCCUCUCCCUUCCUCGCCUGCGCCGCCUUGCCUUCCUUGCGUCGAGGGGCGGCAGCGCGCCGCUCCUCACUCCUCCUCGUUCCCCCCGACAGGGGCUCCUCUGCAGACCCUCCACCAGGACGUGUGGGGCCCAGCCCGCGUUCGUGGCCAAGGCGGUGAGCGGUACUUUUUGCUGGUUGUCGACGACUACUCGCGUUACACCACGGUCUUCCCCUUGCGCACCAAGGGUGAGGUCCCUGCUGUUCUGAUCCCUUGGAUCCGCACAGUUCGUCUCCAGCUCCGCCGCCGUUUCCGGACGGAUCUUCCUGUCCUGCGUCUGCACUCUGACAGAGGUGGUGAGUUUUCCUCCGACCUCUUGAGGACCUUCUGUCAGGCGGAGGGCAUCGAGCAGACCUUCACGCUUCCGGACUCCCCACAGCAGAAUGGGGUUGCUGAGCGCCGCAUUGGCCUGGUCAUGGAGGUCGCUCGUACCUCCUUGGUCCACGCGGCGGCUCCCCAUUUUCUGUGGCCGUUUGCUGUCCGGUACGCCGCGCAUCAGCUCAACCUCUGGCCCCGUGUCUCCUUGCCGGAGACCUCGCCCACACUGCGUUGGACGGGGGAGGUUGGCGAUGCGUCGCGCUUCCGGGUGUGGGGUGCUCGUGCCCUUGUCCGCGAUACGUCCGCGGACAAGCUCUCCUCCCGCACGCUUCCCUGUGUCUUCCUUGGCUUUGUCCCUGACGCGCCGGGCUGGCAGUUUUACCACCCCACCUCGCGCCGGGUCUUCGCCUCUCAGGACGUCACCUUUGACGAGUCGGGUCCUGCUCCUUCAGGUGUCUCUCAGGUAGACCCUCCUCCCGUCGCUGAGCCUGUCGAGGUCACAGGUGACUCAGGUGCUGCUGCAGGUGGUGCUGCUGGGAGUGCUGAGCCUGCGGGUGCUGGGCCUGGUGGUGCCGGGACUACGGGUGCUGGAGCUGAGGGUACUGUGCCUGAGAGUUCGGCGCCUGGGGGUGCUGAGCCUGGGGGUGCUGCGACUGGGGGUGCUGAGCCGGCGUGUGCGGAGUCUGGGGGUGCUGAGUCUGGGGGUGCUGCGCCUGCGGGUACUGAGCCUGGGGGUGCUGCUACUGAGCCUACGGAGCCUCGGGUUGCUGCGUCUGGGGGUGCUCCGGUUCGGGGUGCUGAGCAGUCUCUCACACCACAGCAGCUUCGUGACUGGUACGUCCGGCGCUUUCGCCGUCCUAGUGGCUCGGCUGGAGCUGGGGGUACUGGAGCUGCCGGGACUGGUUGUUCUGGGAGCACUACGACUGGAGCUGCUGGAGCUGGGGACUCUGGAGCUGGCGGCGCUAGCGGAGUUGUAGCUGCCGACUCUGGGGGUGCUCUUCCUUGCGGUGCUGCGGACCCUGGGGGUGGUGCUGCUGCUGGUGCUGCGGACCCACCUGGUGGAGCUGCUGCUGGAGCUGAGGACCCGAGCGGUGGCGCUGCUGCUGGUGCUGGGGACCCGGACGCUGGAGUCUCUUCUGCUUCUGGAGACGCUGCGCGGCCGCGACCGUACUUCAUACCGCUCCUUCAGCAGGUUCUUGGGCAGGCUCCUCCUCCUUGUCCUCCUCCCUCCGUAGAGUGUCCUCCGACUGUCCAGCCGCAGUCACUGUUACCGCCUGCCUCGCCUCUCCCUGCUCCCUCUCCUUACACUGGUCCCACAGGAGGUCUUACAGAGCGUCGUGAGCCUGAGUCUCGUCCUGCGUCGCCUGUCCGUACUGCUCGCACUGGUCGUCGUGUCCGUCGUGAGCGUCCUCCUCCUGUCCCAGGCACUCACUACAUGACUCUGCGUCCCUCUACUGCUCCUCAGCGUGUCCCUCUGCCGUCUCCUCCUGCGUCCUCUUUGCCUGCUGUUCCGGACCCUGAGUCUGACCGGUAUCGUGCUGAGCACCCUACUGUCACGCGUCUCCUAGCUACUGUUGUCACUGACCCUACCUUUGAGUCCUCGGCUGCGUCUGCUCUGGUCGCUGAGUUGGUUGACUUUGCUGCUGCCUGUCGUCUAGACUACGCUGCUCGCCUUGUUGCUGGGUCUGAGUCUGCGUCUGUCUGUCCUCCGUCCGUCGGGGGUGAGUGUGCUCUUGGCACGGACGUCCUUGAGGACAGGCAGGAGGACUUUGACUCUCUCGCGGCUGCUGUACCUCAUCUCGUGGCCUGGUUGCUUGCCCCUGAGGGAGACCCGGAUGCACUAGACAUCCCCACUCCGCGCACUUACGCAGAGGCGAUCUCGGGUCCCUACUCCUCUCAGUGGCAGACAGCCAUGGACGCAGAGAUGGCAUCCUGGAAGUCCACAGGCACCUACGUCGACGAGGUUCCCCCUCCUGGGGCGAACAUCGUCGAUGGCAUGUGGAUUUUCAGGGUGAAGCGGCCGCCAGGUUCUCCGCCUGUCUUCAAGGCUCGUUACGUUGCUAGAGGCUUCAGUCAGCGUCAGGGGGUCGACUUCUUCCAGACCUUCUCCCCCACCCCGAAGAUGACCACUCUUCGGGUUCUGCUGCACGUUGCUGCUCAGCGUGACUACGAGCUUCACUCUCUUGACUUCAGCACAGCGUUCCUGCAGGGCAGCCUGCACGAGGAGAUCUGGCUGCGCCGCCCACCUGGCUUUACUGGGUCGUUUCCUCCUGGUACCCAGUGGAGCCUCCGCCGGCCAGUCUACGGUCUCCGCCAGGCGCCACGCGAGUGGCACGACACACUGAGGACUACACUUGCGGCUCUUGGGUUCGCGCCGUCUACUGCUGACCCGUCGCUGUUUCUGCGCACAGACACGUCGCUGCCGCCGUUCUACAUUCUCGUGUACGUCGACGACUUGGUCUUUGCUACUGCUGACACUGAGGCACUCGCUCGUGUGAAGUCGGAGCUGCAGAAGAGACACACCUGCACUGACCUGGGUGAGCUGCGUAGCUACCUUGGCUUGCAGAUCACCCGGGACAGAGCUCGCCGCACCAUCACCCUGACUCAGUCACACAUGGUGCAGCAGGUCCUUCAGCGCUUCGGCUUCCAGUUCUCCUCACCACAGGCCACACCUCUGGCUACCAGCCACUCGCUCUCAGCUCCACCUCCGGACGAGUCCGUAGAGCCGAGUGGCCCAUACCCAGAGCUUGUGGGCUGCCUCAUGUACCUGAUGACUUGCACGCGACCUGACCUCGCGUACCCUCUUAGCAUCCUUGCUCGUUACGUUGCGCCUGGGAGACACAGGCGAGAGCACUGGGAGGCUGCUAAGAGGGUGCUGCGCUACUUGUGCAGUACAUCAGGCAUGGGGCUGGUGCUUGGAGGACGCGACAGAGUUGUCCUCACUGGCCACUCGGACGCUUCUUGGGUGGACGACCUGGCUACGCAGCGGUCGUCACAGGGUUACACCUUCAGCCUUGGCUCUGGUUCUGUCUCGUGGCGGUCCACCCGCUCUUCUUCUGUUCUCGGCUCUAGUUGUGAGGCUGAGAUCUACGCCACAGCCAUGGCUGCCCAGGAGUUACGCUGGCUCACCUACCUGCUGACUGACUUGGGAGAGCGGCCUAGUUCUCCUCCAGUUCUGUACGGUGACAACAAGGCGGCCCUUGCCUUGUGUCAGGAGCACAGACUGGAGCACAGGACGAAGCACAUUGCUCUUCGCUACUUUCUUGCUCGAGAGCUGCAGCAGCGAGGUCAGCUUCGGCUUGUGUACGUGGACUCGAAGGCCAACACUGCUGAUAUCUUCACCAAGGCGCUCCCGCCUAGUGAUCAUCAGCGGCACUGUACUUCCUUAGGCCUUGUGUCCACAUUCCCUCAUUUGCUUACUGCUUGA
Messenger RNA from Closterium sp. Yama58-4, 5631 nucleotides. NCBI's taxonomy places the organism in Eukaryota, Viridiplantae, Streptophyta, Zygnematophyceae, Desmidiales, Closteriaceae. The record is from the annotation of a GenBank genome assembly.